This is a messenger RNA of Betta splendens (Siamese fighting fish), 2648 nucleotides long. It is a transcript of the gene dglucy, whose product is annotated as D-glutamate cyclase. The record is from RefSeq and is a predicted model, not a curated record. Gene Ontology annotation, molecular function: D-glutamate cyclase activity. Gene Ontology annotation, biological process: glutamate metabolic process. The transcript has 15 exons. NCBI's taxonomy places the organism in Eukaryota, Metazoa, Chordata, Actinopteri, Anabantiformes, Osphronemidae. The coding region runs from base 146 to 2020 and encodes 624 amino acids.
UUGAGCACAAAGCCAACGUGUAGCUGCCGUGAGACAGACGCGCCUCGGCUCCGACGCAGCAGGCGACGCUGUUUCCCACGGAUCCAGCAACUGAAGGACGAGGGGGACGCGAGGUUACGUGGGGAACAAAGCGGGGACGCACAGAAUGUGCAGCUUCGUGGCUGCAGGACGCGCCGUCAGGUGCUUCAGGGCUGCGGCCAACGCUGCCUCAGGACGCCUGCAGGCGAGCGUGGUCGUCCUGCCCAAACACCUGGCCGAUGACUUCGAGGCGUUCUGCCGCAGUAAUCCGGCCUCUCUGCCGCUGCUGUACCGCAGCCAGCCAGGAGACGCGUCCUGUCCACCUCUGGCCAGACACGGCGAUAUACGGACUGACGCGUCUCCGUACUGUGUGUUCGAGGGCGGUCGUCUGGUGAAGACGGUCGCCGGUCUGCAGAGUUACAUCGGAGCCCCCAGUUCCAGGGCUGAAUCGGAGGCUCGGCAUCGCUGGGCGGACAUGGUGUGUUUCUAUCUGGGCUGCACCCCUGGCCUCGACGGCGGGCCGACAACAGCCGGACCGCCUGUGAACGCCAGCAUGUACAGGACCUCCGUCCCGUGUGCCCGUGCGGGCGUGUUUAGUUGCCCCCUCGUGGUCACAAUGCGUCCUGUUCCAGCCGCGGCGCUGGACGCAGCAGUGGAGGCUUCAUUCCUCAACACGGGAGCUCCCGUUCACAUAGGAGACGCAGCCAUCCUGGGAAUACAAGACCUGUCCACUCCAGACUAUGGGGACCAGGCACAGCUGCAGCCUGGUGAUGUCCCUGUGUUUUGGCCGAGUGCAGCGACGGCUGUAGAGGCGAUUCUCGCCAGCAAGCCUUCGUUAGCGUUCAGUCACUCACCUGGACUCAUGCUCCCAGACUCCUCCUCCUCCACAACGACUCCUCCCAUCGACAACGACUCUCCAAGCACCAAACCAGAUCCUGAGUUGACCCCCCUCAGCUUCCUGGUGUCCCACAAUCCUUUGCUGUACAGUCUGGCAUCCAGGAGGACAGUGGCAAGGAUCCGAGAGUUGGAGAAGAUUAUCGGAGAAGACCCAGCUGAACGGGGAAUAAAGGCUUUAUUCCAACAGGACGAACUCCUUCGCUCCUGCCUGGCUCUCUCUCAUUCCUCCUCUGUUGCCAUAACAACCGGCCUCCCUACACACUACAUGCACAGCCCUCCUUAUGAGACCGAUGGCCCACCCGGCGCCGUUGCCAUGGCGACCAUGCUGUUGUCUCUAGGGAAGCAGGUGACGUUGGUGACAGACAAGAGAGCCCUGGAACUGAACCAGGCAAUCAUUGAUGAAGCCGUGAAGACGGGCGUCCUGAAGACUCACAUCCCAUUGAUCACUUUUGAAGACAACGGGCCAGACUCCGCACUGGACUUCCUGUGUCACCAUGGCGACGCCAGCCAGCCUCGGUUUGACCACCUGAUGGCGAUAGAGCGCAUCGGACGAGCUGGAGAUGGAAACUACUACAACAUGAGAGAAGUGAACAUCAAACAUUUGGUGGAUCCCAUUGAUGAUUUGUUCAUUGCAGCCAAAAACAUACGUGGAAUUGUCACAACAGGAAUCGGUGAUGGUGGUAAUGAGCUGGGCAUGGGCAAAGUGAAGGAGAAGGUGAAGAGCCUGAUGCCCAAAGGAGACCUCAUAGCCUGUGACGUCGCUGCUGACUACGCCAUCACUGCCGGAGUGUCUAACUGGGGAGGAUAUGCUGUGGCCUGUGGACUGUACCUGCUCCACACCUGCCCUUCACACAGGCGCUACCUGAAGAAGGGAGUGGGUGAGGAUGGCACUGCUCCAGAGCAGCUGCAGGACUGGACCGCUAACCUGCCGUCAGUGGACAAGGAGGAGUCCUUCCUCGCCACUCUGAUGCGCUUUGGGAUACGGAGUGGGAAAACCGCUCACCUGGCCAUGGAGGUGGAUGGUUUGACCUUUCACCCCACACAUUCUGACAUGAUCAGACGACUGCUGCAGAUCACACUGGGAUCCACCUCUGAGAACCCGUGAUCACCUCCUUCUGUCUGUUGGCAGGAGAUUUUACCUCAUACAUAAAUGACACAGAAACAAGGGCACAGCCCCACGAAUGGACCUCAUCAGUUUGGAUCUGUAAACCUGCUGUUUUCUUCCAGUGUGACCCGAAUCAUUCACUCACAGGUUUGAGUCGUUAGGCCGAGGUUGAAGAGCUUCGCCGCCUUCCAGGUAACUUCAUCAGUCUGAGGGAAGGACGCUAGAGACGAUCAGCGUCGCUUCACACUUGUUAAAUCAGUACAGAAAAUCAUUCGAUACAGGAUCAAAGUUGUCAGAACUGCAGGAGCAAAGACAAGAAUGGUUUUUAACACUGUGACAUAUGAGGUGGUAGAAUGCUCAUGUUUGAAGUGAUCUGAUGAUCACUGUGGUCACACAAUGUAGGAACCACUGCCCUUUACAGCAGUUGAUGAUCUGAGUUGGUUGUUUUUGUAUUAUUUCAUGAAACAGGAUUAAACAGUCACACAUCAUAACUGAUGAAUAGAAGCAGCUCACAUCAAUGUCCGCUGUGAGGUUGAAUCACACUGAACUGUUCUGAUGCUUUUGACAAUAAGGAAGUCUAGUAAAUAAUUCAUGGAGCAAAUUAAACGAGUGGCCAGUUUCAACAGUC